Molecule: messenger RNA, 1498 nt
Organism: Musa acuminata AAA Group (dessert banana)
Lineage: Eukaryota; Viridiplantae; Streptophyta; Magnoliopsida; Zingiberales; Musaceae
Product: spermine synthase-like
Exons: 11
Coding region: 207-1262 (351 amino acids)
Biological process (GO): polyamine metabolic process
Molecular function (GO): catalytic activity
Source: RefSeq, a predicted model, not a curated record
GGAAAAACAGACUUUUGCAGCGGAGCGCCUCGUUGGGGAAUCCUUUUCCUUGCCCUCCUCACCUUCUCCGAGAAGCCAUCGUCACCUUCCCCAAAACCCCAGCCAAGCCCAGCCCCCUUUUAAAUCCCCUCUUCUUUCUCUCGUAACCCCAUCAGUCCGAAGCACUCGGGAGAGGCUGGAAACCCCAAGGAGGAGGAACAGGAUCCAUGGCGGGAGAUGGCGCAGGAAACGGCUCAGAUGCUCGCAGGACCCCGGAGGAGGAAUUUCCUCCCUGCUGCAGGAAGGCCAGGGCUUCGGCUCCCGAAUCCGAAGCUAAGUGCCAUGAGACCGUGGUGUCCGGGUGGUUCUCCAAUUCGUCGCUCUCUGAUAAAGACGGCAAGUUCAUGUACUUCAACAACCCUAUGUGGCCAGGAGAGGCUCAUUCUUUGAAGGUUGAAAAGAUUCUAUAUCAGGGGAAAUCAGAGUUCCAAGAAAUUCUGGUCUUUCAGUCCUCAAUGUAUGGAAAGGUUCUUGUGCUUGAUGGCAUUGUCCAGUUAACUGAAAGAGACGAAUGUGCCUACCAAGAGAUGAUUGCCCACCUUCCUCUUUGUUCAAUUCCAUCACCCAAAACUGUCUUGGUCAUAGGAGGUGGUGAUGGUGGCGUACUUCGGGAAAUUGCUCGACACAGUUCUGUGGAGCACAUCGAUAUUUGUGAAAUUGACAAGAUGGUUAUAGAUGUUUGCAAACAAUUUUUUCCUGAUCUGUCUGUUGGUUUUGAUGAUCCUCGUGUUCGACUACAUGUUGCUGAUGGGAUUAAAUUCUUACGAGAUGCUCCUGAAGCUAUGUAUGACGUAAUUAUUGUUGAUUCGUCUGAUCCAAUAGGACCAGCUCGAGAGCUUGUCGAAAAACCAUUCUUUGAGAUGAUUGCAAGGGCCUUAAAGCCUGGUGGUGUUCUUUGUAACCAAGCAGAAAGCAUGUGGCUUCACACACAUCUCAUUCAGGAUAUGCUCUCAAUUUGUCGUGAAAUUUUUAAGAGUGUCCAUUAUGCCUGGGCAAGUGUUCCUACGUACCCAAGCGGCGUGAUUGGAUUUUUGUUGUGUUCGACGAAUGGCCCACCUGUCCAUUUCUUGAACCCAAUAAACCCAAUUGACAAACAGGAGACUCUUAAAUGCAAGAGGGAGCUGAGAUUCUAUAACUCAGAGAUGCAUAAGGCUGCAUUUGUUUUGCCAUCAUUUGCGAAAAAGGAAUUGAGCUCGUUUCUCAGCUCACCGCUUACGGUGUAAAUAAAUAUUUUAGAUACUUUUGCUACUGCCCCGGUGGUUGGUUGCAAAAUACGAAGCUAAUUAGCGGUCGGUCUUGUGAUGUCGUGGCCUGUUGUGUUGUUCCCCAAACUUUUGAUAUUGUUGUAACAGACUUUUAAUAACAUCUACCGAACAAUCCUAAGCAUCGCAGGUGGCACUUAAUGUCCAUACGAUAUAAAGUGAAAAUUUAUGCAACGAACGCGGCUACAUCUGUGUCA